Molecule: messenger RNA, 3589 nt
Organism: Herpailurus yagouaroundi (jaguarundi)
Lineage: Eukaryota; Metazoa; Chordata; Mammalia; Carnivora; Felidae
Gene: PAXIP1
Product: PAX interacting protein 1
Exons: 21
Coding region: 97-3135 (1012 amino acids)
Biological process (GO): positive regulation of transcription initiation by RNA polymerase II
Cellular component (GO): nucleus
Source: RefSeq, a predicted model, not a curated record
CCCGACUCGCAGGACCGGGCCCCGGCCGCGCCGUUGGGGAGCGGGCCCCGCGGGGCGGGGCGGGAGCCGCCGCGGAGCCUUCCGGCAGCCGCGACCAUGUCGGACCCGGCGCCCAAAGUUCCCGAUGAGAUGUUCCGAGAGGUCAAGUACUACGCGGUGGGCGACAUCGACCCGCAGGUUAUCCAGCUUCUGAAAGCUGGGAAAGCGAAGGAAGUGUCCUACAACGCGCUAGCCUCACACAUAAUCUCAGAGGACGGGGACAAUCCUGAGGUUGGAGAAGCUCGGGAAGUCUUUGACUUACCUGUCGUUAAGCCGUCUUGGGUGAUAUUGUCCGUUCAGUGUGGAGCUCUUCUGCCAGUGAAUGGUUUUUCUCCAGAGUCGUGUCAGAUCUUUUUUGGAAUCACUGCGUGCCUCUCCCAGGUGUCGUCUGAAGACAGGAGCGCCCUGUGGGCUUUGCUCACUUUCUAUGGGGGGAACUGCCAGCUGCACCUCAACAAGAAAUGCACGCAUCUGGUGGUCCCCGAACCGAAGGGGGAGAAAUACGAAUGUGCUUUAAAGAGAGCAAGUAUUAAAAUUGUUACCCCCGACUGGGUCCUGGAUUGCAUAUCUGAAAAAACCAAAAAGGAUGAAGCAUUUUACCAUCCUCGCCUCGUUAUCUACGAAGAGGAAGAAGAGGAAGAGGAGGAGGAGGAGGAGGAGGUAGAAAAUGAGGAGCAGGAUUCCCCCAACGAGGGGAGUACCGACGAGAAAUCGAGCCCUGCCAGUUCUCGAGAAGGGUCCCCUUCCGGUGCCCAGCGGUUCUCACCCAAGUCAAACACCGAAAAACCCAAAGGGGAGUUGAUGUUUGACGACUCUUCGGAUUCGUCGCCUGAGAAACAGGAGCGAAACUUAAACUGGACCCCAGCGGAAGUGCCACAGUUAGCCGCGGCCAAACGCAGACUGCCCCCGGGAAAGGAGCCGGGCCUGAUUAACUUAUGUGCCAGCGUGCCACCCGUUCCGGGCAGCGUCUUACCCCCCGACGUCCGGGGCAGCGUAGUGGCUUCGGGACAGAACCUGCAGAGCUCUGAAAGAUCAGAAAUGAUCGCUUCUUGGAGUCCGGCGGUGCGGACGCUGAGAAACAUCACGAAUAAUGCUGACAUUCAGCAGAUCGGCCGACCGCCAAACGUGGCACACAUCCUACAGUCCCUUUCAGCGCCCACGAAAACCUUAGAGCAUCAGGUGAACCACAGCCAGCAGGGCCACGCGAACGCCGGUGCCGUGCUGUUCGGCCAAGUGAAGGUGGCCCCGGAGCCCCACCUGCCGCAGCCGCCGCCCCCGCCCCCGCCGCCGCACCCGGUCCUGCACCUUCCGCCCCAGCAGAUCCUGCAGCUCCAGCCUCAACCGCAGAUCCCGCAGCAGCCCUACGCCCCGCCGCAGCCACACCCCUUCCCGCAGCCGCCGCCCCGCCCGCAGCCGCCCCUGCAGCCGCAGCACCCGCAGCCGCCGCAGCACCUGCAGCAGCAGCUACAGCAGCACCUGCAGCAGCAGCAGCAGCUGGCCCAGCUGCAGCGCCUGCACCUGCAGCAGCACAUGCACGCGCCCGCCGCGCCCCCGCCGCCCCAGGCCCUGCAGCCCCAGGCCCCGCCCCCGCCGCAGCCGCAGCCGCCGCCGCCGCCCCCACACCCGCACCAGCACCCGCACCAGCACCCGCACCAGCUGUUUGGACACGACCCGGCAGUGGAGAUUCCCGAAGAAGGGUUCCUCCUGGGCUGUGUGUUCGCGAUUGCGGAUUAUCCCGAGCAGAUGUCUGAUAAACAGCUCCUGGCCACCUGGAAGAGGAUAAUCCAGGCGCACGGCGGCACCGUGGACCCGACGUUCUCGAGCCGAUGCACACAUCUCCUCUGCGAGAGUCAGGUCAGCGGGAUGUACGCACAGGCGAUCAGGGAGAGGAAGAGAUGUGUCACGGCGCACUGGCUAAACACCGUCCUGAAGAAGCGGAAGAUGGUGCCGCCCCACCGUGCCCUUCACUUCCCGGUGGCUUUCCCCCCCGGAGGGAAGCCGUGUUCUCAGCACAUUAUUUCUGUGACUGGAUUUGUCGACAGUGACAGGGACGACCUGAAGCUCAUGGCUUACCUGGCAGGCGCCAAGUACACGGGCUACCUGUGCCGCAGCAACACGGUGCUCAUCUGUAAAGAGCCUGCCGGUUUGAAGUACGAAAAGGCCAAGGAGUGGAGAAUACCGUGCGUGAACGCCCAGUGGCUUGGCGACAUUCUCCUGGGGAACUUCGAAGCGCUGAGACAGGCCCACUGCGGCCGCUACACGACGUUCAGUCUGCAGGAGCCCUUUGCCCCUACCCCGCACUUGGUUUUCAGUCUCCUGGAUGCCUGGAGGGUCCCGCUGAAGGUGUCGGCAGAACUGCUGAUGGGUGUGAGGCUACCUCCCAAACUGAAGCAGAACGAAGUGACCAACGUCCAGCCUUCUUCCAAAAGAGCCAGAAUUGAAGAUCUACCCCCUCCCACCAAAAAGUUAACACCAGAAUUGACCCCUUUUGUGCUUUUCACUGGAUUUGAGCCUGUGCAAGUUCAACAGUAUAUUAAGAAGCUCUACAUCCUUGGGGGCGAGGUCGCCGAGUCUGCGCAGAAAUGCACACACCUCAUCGCCAGCAAAGUGACGCGCACGGUGAAGUUCCUGACGGCCAUCUCCGUGGUGAAGCACAUCGUGACGCCGGACUGGCUGGAAGAGUGUUUCAAGUGUCAGACGUUUAUCGAUGAGCAGAACUACCUCCUCCGAGACGCUGAGGCCGAAGUGCUGUUCUCUUUCAGUCUGGAAGAGUCCUUGAAGAGGGCACACGCUUCUCCACUCUUCAAGGCAAAAUACUUUUACAUCACGCCUGGAAUCUGCCCAAGCCUGUCAACCAUGAAGGCGAUCGUGGAAUGUGCAGGGGGACGAGUAUUGUCUAAACAGCCGUCUUUCCGGAAACUUGUGGAGCACAAGCAAAAUAAGAGCUUAUCAGAGAUCAUCUUAAUAUCCUGCGAGAACGACCUGCACUUAUGUCGGGAGUAUUUCGCACGGGGCAUAGACGUCCAUAACGCAGAGUUCGUGCUCACCGGGGUGCUCACGCAGACACUGGACUAUGAAUCGUAUAAAUUUAACUGAUGGCAUCCGCACCGCGACUGGAGUCCUGGGCACGGGCCCGGCCGCGGCCGCCGUCGGGUGGACGGACCCGCUUCCUGCAGAGGCCCGCGUUUGCCAGCUGCUUUGGGAGGCAGGCGCUCUAGAGCAGGAAAACCAAUAGGAUACAUAUGCUGCAUCUUUUUAAGAUGUGUAAUUUUAUUCUGAGGAAACAUAAAUUAUGUUUUGUAUGAUAUGAAUUUAUGAGCCCACAUUAGGUUUUAUGAUUCAUUUGCCAGGUUUUUAAAUGUUUUCACAACACUGUUAACAGAACUUCAACUACAAAUAAAAUGGUGUAAAUAAAGACCUUGCUAUCUCUAAAUUAUGAUGUUAAAGAUUUGAAAUGUUUUGUACUUUGAUUAUUUUUAUUUCUUAUACUCUUUUCUUUUAUAUUGAUAUCUUGCCCACAUUUUAAAUAAAUGUACUUUUGAACUUAGAA